Blepharisma stoltei is the source of this 1065-nucleotide messenger RNA. NCBI's taxonomy places the organism in Eukaryota, Ciliophora, Heterotrichea, Heterotrichida, Blepharismidae. The record is from the annotation of a GenBank genome assembly.
AUGCAGCCAGUAUCAUUUAUUUCAUCAUACCAAAAACUCCAAGGGCAUUCUAUGAUAGCACCAACGACAGCAGAUUUAUUAUCUUCUCUUUCUAAAGCUAUAUAUUUAGAAAUUAAAGAAUUCAGCCAAAAUUUUAACAAAAUGAUAGACACUUAUCCAAUAGCUGCAACUGAAUAUUUUUCUGCCCAAGACAUACCCAGACAGUAUCAGGAUACAAAUGAAGAACUUUUGACAAACCAAGAAGAAAUUUCAGAAUUUCUGCAACUCAUCGAUAAGAGAUUUAAAUUCAGUCCUGAGGUAACCAUAUUGACUUUGGCCUAUAUUAAAAAACUUUCUAUAUCUUCAAAGAUCCCGAUUACAAAUAAUAAUUGGAAGAAUAUUUCAUUACUCCCCCCCUCCGUGAGUGAACAAAACCAUUAGAAAAAUCCCUAUUUUUUGCCCAAAAACCCACCCCCCGUGAGCGAACAAAAUUUUUUUAAUAGAAAAAUUUUUUAUGGAAAAAAAAUUUGAUAUAUAAGUGAUAAUUAGUAUAGCGAAAUCUCGAGCUAAUUCUGCUUAAUUUUAAACAAAUUGCGUUUUAAAAACAUAAAUUUUACAAAUUAAAUUAAUAUUUGCUUUCCAAUUUUGCGAAAGGGGAUGUUUUUUAAAACAAAUUAACCCCCUCCUUAAGCGAACAAAAUUUUUUUGUUCACUCACGGAGGGGGGGAGUUAGUAUCUGUGCUAAUUUCACAGCGAGUUUCAGACAAUCCGCUUAUUUCAGCUUCGUGUAUUGCUAGCCUUUUUCCAAAUUUUACUUUGGAGAGCAUAAAAUUUAUGGAGACUGAGUAUUUGAAUUUGAUUCAUUACGACUAUAAUAUUGAUCAAAAUGAUUAUAUUAAUCAUAUGGGCCACCUUCAAGAUAUUUCAAAAUCAUAUCAAUGGAUUUCAUGAAGACUGGACAACGAGAAAUUGGAAAAUAUUAUUGAGAGAAUGUCAUGGCUUUCUCAAGGAAUGGCUAAUUUCGAUAAUGGGAUUGUUCGGUCUAAAAGAAUCACCGCAAUUAAUUUAAACGAAAUUGAAUUUUAA